CUAGCCCUACAUACAGCUCAUCAUCAUCAUCGAGUGGGCUUUCUCAAUGAAUUUUCUUAUUCAAGAAAAUUGUUUGAAAAUUUCUUGAUUUCUAUUGCAUGCUUCUUCGUCCUUUAAAGGGUAAUUCUCAGAUUUCCUAUUCUUGAAUCGCUAGUGCAUAUUCUCUCCAUAAAGAGUUUUUACAGAAAUCAAGAAGCUUUAGAAGAAGAGACGACAAACUCGACUGAAAUGGAAGGCCAUUCGAUAAACAAAUUCAAGAGAAUAUGUGUUUUCUGCGGAAGCAAUCCUGGGUACAGAAAAGUUUUCAGUGAUGCUGCUGAUGAACUUGGGAAUGAAAUGGUUGAGAGAAAGAUAGACUUGGUUUAUGGUGGGGGAAGUAUUGGUUUGAUGGGUUUGAUUUCUCAGAAAGUAUUUGAUGGCGGUUGUCAUGUUAUUGGAGUCAUCCCCAAAGCUCUUGUUCCUCUUGAGAUAUCUGGUGAAAGUAUUGGAGAAGUAAGAGUUGUUUCGGAUAUGCAUGAACGUAAAGCUCUUAUGGCGAAAGAAGCUGAUGCUUUUAUAGCUCUUCCUGGUGGCUAUGGAACAAUGGAAGAACUCUUGGAAAUGAUAACUUGGUCUCAACUAGGAAUUCAUAACAAACCGAUUGGACUGCUUAAUGUCGAGGGAUACUACAACAAUUUGCUCGCCUUAUUUGAUAAUGGUGUUGAAGAAGGUUUCAUAAAGCCAAGUGCUAGACACAUAAUCCUAUCUGCUUCAACUGCUAAAGAACUCUUAGUGAAGAUGGAGUUGUACAGUCCUUUUAAUGAUCAUGUCGCCCCUCAAGAAAGUUGGCAGACAGAUUCAACUGAAUAAGAAUCUUGAUUGGUUUCAAAUGAUCUCUGCCAUGAUCCUCAUAGUUGUGAGUUGUUCACUUGAAUCUUAAUAUGUACUUUUUUUUGUCAUUCUUUGUGAUUUAAUGCCCAAAAGAAUCUACCUUAGUUGUCAUUAUAAAUGGGCACUCAUAAUGUUUCAUGUGGUUUUCUGUCAGGGUAUCUUUAGUACUCUAUAUUAUUAUAGAAUUUAUUGAAAUACAUAGACAUUAACCUUAUUGGAGAACACUUUUGUUUUGUUUUGUUUCUGAAUCUAAUCCGAAUAUUGGGUCAGUUUGAUGCCAUUAAAUCAUAUCUACAGAAACCUCACUAUGUGUUUGCUUGAGUGGGUGUACUCUUAAUUGUCUUCCAAUAACUCAAAUCUCUUGUAAGUCAACGGAUUAUUUGAAACCAUUUUCAACAAUGAUUUCAUCUUUCUUCUUAA
Molecule: messenger RNA, 1290 nt
Organism: Impatiens glandulifera
Lineage: Eukaryota; Viridiplantae; Streptophyta; Magnoliopsida; Ericales; Balsaminaceae
Product: cytokinin riboside 5'-monophosphate phosphoribohydrolase LOG8-like
Exons: 7
Coding region: 229-849 (206 amino acids)
Biological process (GO): cytokinin biosynthetic process
Cellular component (GO): cytosol; nucleus
Molecular function (GO): hydrolase activity, hydrolyzing N-glycosyl compounds
Source: RefSeq, a predicted model, not a curated record